CACACACACACACAGUUAGAGACGCUUCGUGAAGCAGUUUGAAACAGUAUAAAGAGAAACAGUGGAUUCCAGAUGGUCCUGGUGCCUGAGUGAAUCAGAGAGUCAGGGAAGUAAGAAGCACCACCAUGGCUGGCAUUUUUGGAGACGUCACAAAGAUCGACACGACUGGGGCAUCGGAAAAAACAGCCAAGCAGGAUAAACUCACUGUUAAAGGGGUGGAAGCCUCAAAUAAACUGGCUGAGCAUGAUCUGAAGAAGAUGGAGCAGUACAAGAGCAUCAUCACCAAAGUUGGCAGAGCUAAGCAGAUCGACCCAGCUGUGAUCGCAGGCAUUAUAUCCAGAGAGUCAAGAGCUGGAGCAAUUCUUGUGAAUGGCUGGGGAGACCACGGCAACGGUUUCGGACUCAUGCAGGUUGACAAGCGCCACCACACUCCAAAAGGAGCCUGGAACAGUGAGGAGCACGUCACCCAAGGCACCGAAAUUCUAAUAGAAUCCAUUAAAGCAAUUCAAAAGAAAUUCCCCAGCUGGUCCAAGGAGCAUCAGUUAAAAGGAGGAAUCUCAGCCUACAACGCUGGCCCAGGAAACGUCCGCACGUAUGAGAACAUGGACAGAGGCACCACAGGAGAUGAUUAUGCCAAUGAUGUGGUGGCCCGGUCUAAUUGGUUUAAACACAAUGGCUACUGAGCAAUGUUCUCUCUUCGCUCUCUAGCCCCGCAUAACUGCACUGUGUUUGGAACAAGUAUUUUGAAAAGUAUAAAUCACAAUUGCUAGAAGUUUGUACUUAUAAGACAUAUUUAGCAACUUACUGUAUGUAUCUCUCCGAGCAAUGCUGAAUUAAACACUGGUGCUAUGCAAAUGGUACACACCGUUUUGUGAA
Ictalurus furcatus (blue catfish) is the source of this 876-nucleotide messenger RNA. Its product is annotated as lysozyme g. The transcript has 6 exons. Lineage: Eukaryota; Metazoa; Chordata; Actinopteri; Siluriformes; Ictaluridae. The coding region runs from base 126 to 683 and encodes 185 amino acids. Gene Ontology annotation, molecular function: lysozyme activity. Gene Ontology annotation, cellular component: extracellular region. The record is from RefSeq and is a predicted model, not a curated record. Gene Ontology annotation, biological process: defense response to Gram-positive bacterium; peptidoglycan catabolic process.